GAAGGGGACGCUUUGAGGAUAAUCAUGCUUCACAGAAGAACGGCACCGACCUCCAGUUGCAUUAAACACAACCUCCUCCACUAGGGCUCCAGGAAAAAAAAAAAAGAGAGAAUAAUUAUAAGAAUAAUCAUUAAAAAGGCGAAAGGAAUGCUUACUCUGGAACCUGCAUUUGAUGAUCCUCACCACUCGCGCUGAAUAUCCUCUGAAGUGAUUCUCUCCAGCUUUUGAAUUUGCACCGCUUCAAGACGCAAGAUUGCCACAAAGAAACAUCUAUUUUUUUUUACAGCCAAAUAGGAUUGUUUUUUAACUCAUUCCCCCACAUUUGCCCCCGACCCUUGUUCUUCUUAUGUGGAUAUGCAAGCAAGAAGAGGAGACUGGACAUUCCCAACAUGCUCUCUCCCUUGAUCUGUCCGUCUAGAGGUUCUGCUUCUACAAACCAAGGGAGUGUAAGAGUCGAAGAUGAGGCCCAGGGCGGAGUGCUACUCUCCAAGGUUUUGGCUGGUGCUGGCAGUCCUCGCAACAACAGGGAGCGGGGCCCAUGCCCAGAAAAGCCACCCGAGCAUUGGCAUUGCAGUCAUCCUGGUGGGGACCUCAGACGAAGUGGCCAUCAAAGAUGCCCACGAGAAAGAUGACUUCCACCACCUCUCAGUGGUGCCUCGGGUGGAGCUGGUGGCCAUGAAUGAGACAGAUCCCAAGAGCAUCAUCACCCGCAUCUGUGACCUCAUGUCUGACCGCAAGAUCCAAGGGGUGGUAUUCGCUGAUGACACAGACCAGGAAGCCAUUGCCCAGAUCCUGGACUUCAUCUCUGCCCAGACCCUCACUCCCAUCCUGGGCAUCCAUGGAGGCUCCUCUAUGAUCAUGGCAGAUAAGGAUGAGUCAUCCAUGUUCUUCCAGUUCGGCCCAUCAAUAGAACAGCAAGCUUCUGUCAUGCUCAACAUCAUGGAAGAAUACGACUGGUACAUCUUCUCCAUUGUCACUACGUACUUCCCUGGUUACCAGGACUUUGUGAACAAGAUCCGCAGUACCAUUGAGCACAGCUUUGUGGGCUGGGAACUGGAGGAGGUCCUUCUGUUGGACAUGUCCCUGGACGAUGGGGACUCAAAGAUCCAGAACCAGCUCAAGAAGCUCCAAAGCCCUGUUAUCCUCCUCUACUGCACAAAGGAAGAGGCCACCUACAUUUUUGAGGUGGCCAACUCAGUGGGUCUGACAGGCUAUGGUUACACGUGGAUCGUGCCCAGCCUGGUGGCAGGGGAUACAGACACAGUGCCAUCCGAGUUCCCCACCGGGCUCAUCUCUGUCUCAUAUGAUGAAUGGGACUACGGUCUUCCUGCCAGAGUAAGGGAUGGAAUAGCCAUAAUCACCACGGCUGCUUCUGAUAUGCUGUCUGAACACAGCUUCAUCCCUGAGCCCAAGAGCAGCUGUUACAACACCCAGGAGAAAAGGAUUUACCAGUCCAACAUGCUCAACAGGUACCUGAUCAAUGUCACCUUUGAAGGCAGGAAUUUGUCGUUCAGUGAGGACGGAUACCAGAUGCAUCCCAAGCUGGUCAUCAUCCUUUUGACCAAGGAGAGGAAGUGGGAGAGGGUGGGGAAAUGGAAGGAAAAAAAGUUGCAGAUGAAGUAUUACGUGUGGCCACGCUUUGAGCUGUAUCCCGACUCUGAGGAACGCGAGGACGAUCACCUGAGUAUCGUGACCUUGGAAGAGGCACCAUUUGUCAUUGUGGAGAACGUGGAUCCCCUAAGUGGCACCUGCAUGAGGAACACGGUCCCUUGCCAAAAACGCAUCGUGACUGAGAACAAAACUGAUGAGGAGCCAGAUUACAUGAAGAAAUGUUGCAAGGGGUUCUGCAUAGACAUCCUCAAGAAAAUCUCAAAGUCUGUCAAGUUCACCUAUGACCUCUACUUGGUGACUAAUGGCAAGCAUGGAAAAAAGAUCAAUGGGACAUGGAAUGGAAUGAUUGGAGAGGUUGUCACCAAACGGGCCUAUAUGGCUGUGGGAUCCCUCACCAUUAAUGAGGAACGUUCAGAAGUGGUGGACUUCUCUGUGCCCUUCAUUGAGACGGGAAUCAGUGUCAUGGUGUCACGUAGCAAUGGAACUGUCUCACCUUCUGCCUUCUUAGAACCUUUCAGUGCUGACGUAUGGGUGAUGAUGUUUGUGAUGCUGCUUAUCAUCUCUGCGGUGGCUGUCUUCGUCUUUGAGUACUUCAGCCCUGUGGGCUACAAUCGGUGCCUUGCUGAUGGCAGAGAGCCAGGAGGUCCCUCUUUCACCAUUGGCAAAGCUAUCUGGCUGCUGUGGGGGCUGGUGUUCAACAACUCUGUGCCAGUACAGAAUCCCAAGGGUACCACUAGCAAGAUCAUGGUGUCGGUGUGGGCCUUCUUCGCUGUCAUCUUUCUGGCCAGCUACACUGCCAACCUGGCUGCCUUCAUGAUCCAAGAGGAAUACGUGGACCAGGUGUCUGGCUUGAGCGACAAAAAGUUCCAGAAACCAAAUGACUUCUCGCCCCCUUUCCGCUUCGGGACGGUUCCCAACGGCAGCACGGAAAGGAACAUCCGCAACAACUACCCUGAAAUGCACAGCUACAUGGUGAAGUUCAAUCAGAGGGGUGUGGAUGAUGCUUUGUUCUCGCUGAAGACUGGGAAGUUGGAUGCUUUCAUUUAUGAUGCAGCAGUGCUAAACUACAUGGCUGGCAGAGAUGAAGGCUGCAAGCUGGUGACAAUUGGGAGUGGGAAAGUGUUUGCCUCCACUGGCUAUGGCAUUGCCAUCCAGAAGGACUCAGGCUGGAAGCGCCAGGUUGAUCUUGCGAUUCUACAGCUUUUUGGAGAUGGGGAGAUGGAGGAGCUGGAAGCUCUCUGGCUCACUGGCAUUUGUCACAAUGAGAAGAAUGAGGUUAUGAGCAGCCAGCUGGAUAUAGAUAACAUGGCAGGUGUCUUCUACAUGUUGGGAGCAGCCAUGGCCCUCAGUCUCAUCACCUUCAUCUGUGAGCAUCUCUUCUACUGGCAAUUCCGCCACUGCUUCAUGGGUGUCUGCUCUGGCAAGCCUGGUGUGGUCUUCUCCAUCAGCAGGGGUAUCUACAGCUGCAUCCAUGGCGUGGCCAUUGAAGAACGCCAGUCAGCGAUGAACUCCCCCACAGCAACUAUGAACAACACCCAUUCCAACAUCCUCCGCCUGCUUCGGACAGCCAAGAACAUGGCCAACCUGUCAGGGGUCAACGGCUCACCACAGAGUGCCCUGGACUUUAUCCGCCGCGAGUCAUCUGUCUACGACAUCUCUGAGCACCGCCGCAGCUUCACCCACUCAGACUGCAAAUCCUACAACAACCCCCCCUGCGAGGAGAACCUCUUUAGUGACUACAUUAGUGAGGUGGAAAGGACCUUUGGCAAUCUCCAGCUGAAGGACAGCAAUGUGUAUCAGGACCACUACCACCACCACCACCGCCCCCAUAGCAUUGGCAGCACCAGCUCCAUCGACGGGCUCUAUGACUGUGACAACCCGCCCUUCAACGCCCAGUCGCGCUCCAUCGGGAAGAAGCCCCUGGACCUGGGCUUACCCGCUGCCAAGCACAGCCAGCUGGGUGACCUUUAUGGCAAGUUCUCCUUCAAGAGUGACCGCUACGGGGGCAGUGGGACCCACGACGACCUGAUCCGCUCAGAUGUCUCUGACAUUUCCACUCACACGGUCACCUAUGGCAACAUUGAGGGCAAUGCAGCCAAGAGGCGGAAGCAGCAGUACAAGGACAGCCUGAAGAAGCGCCCAGCCUCCGCCAAGUCCCGGAGGGAAUUUGAUGAGAUAGAGCUGGCCUACCGCCGGCGCCCACCCCGCUCACCUGACCACAAGCGCUACUUCAGGGACAAGGAAGGGCUACGGGACUUCUACCUUGACCAGUUUCGGACCAAGGAGAACUCACCGCACUGGGAGCACGUGGAUCUGACGGAUAUCUACAAAGAACGGGGAGAUGACUUUAAGCGUGACACGGGAGGAGGAGGGGGUGGAUCCUGCACUAACAGGGCCCAUCACAAGCACGGCUCAGGCGAGUUUGGUGGAAGCAAUGAGCACAAGCAUAGCGUUGUGAGCGGGGUCCCAGCGCCGUGGGAGAAGAACCUGACCAAUCUAGACUGGGAAGACCGGAGCGGGGCUAAUUUCUGCCGCAGUUGCCCUUCUAAACUGCACAACUACACGCCAUCAACGGUGGGGCAGAACUCCACCCGCCAGGCCUGCAUCCGCUGUGAGGCUUGCAAGAAAGCGGGCAACCUGUACGACAUCAGUGAGGACAACUCCCUCCAAGAGCUGGACCAGCCGCCUGCCCCUGUGCCCGUGGCCACCAGUGCCACCUCCUCCUCCAAAUAUCCUCAGAGCCCUUCCAAUUCUGCCUCUAAGGUGCAGAAGAAGAACCGCAACAAACUCCGCCGGCAGCACUCCUACGACACCUUUGUGGACCUGCAGAAGGAUGACUCGGCCCUGGCCCCCCGCAGCGUCAGCCUCAAGGACAAGGGCCGCUUUUUGGAGGGGAGCCCCUACGCCCACAUGUUUGAGAUGCCAGCCAGUGAGACCACCUUUGCCAACAACAAGUCCUCAGUGCCCGCCACCAGCUACCACCACCACAACAACCCCGGCAGCAGUGGGGGCUACAUGCUCAGCAAGUCGCUCUACCCCGACCGGGUCACCCAAAACCCUUUCAUCCCCACUUUUGGGGAUGACCAAUGCUUGCUCCACGGCAGCAAAUCUUAUUUCUUCAGGCAGCCUGUGGUGGCAGGAGGGCCCAAAGCCAGGCCAGACUUCCGAGCCAUUGUCACCACCAACAAGCCGGUGGUCUCAGCCCUUCAUGGGGCUGUGCCAGCCCGUUUCCAGAAGGACAUCUGUAUAGGGAACCAGUCCAACCCCUGUGUGCCUAACAACAAAAACCCCAGGGCUUUCAAUGGCUCCAGCAACGGGCAUGUUUAUGAGAAACUCUCCAGUAUUGAGUCUGAUGUUUGAGUGAGAGGGGAACAGCGCGGGGAGGGACUGGGGAUGUAUGUGGAGCAUGGGAGGGUGGGGUGGGAUCAAUCCCAUCAGCUACUCUCCUGAGUCGUCCUUAGUUUGUGGGAUACUGGAGUUGUGAGUAGUGCAGCACUGGUGACAAGUGCCACCUCUUUGGUUUCCCCUCCUCCUCCUUUCCCAAGCCUCCCAUUUUAUCUCUUUUUCCAUGUUCUCGCUCCUCCCAUUCUCCUCCAUUCCUGGCCAUUGCACUUUACAGUGAUGUCGGAGUUGGAUAUCCUUGCUCAUGGUUUCAGGAAGCAGAGAAAAAGGCAGGGAAGGGGUGGGCUGAGGAGAAGCAGCAGUGACCUUAGUGUUCACUUCUGCUGGCUCUCAGCAGGGAAAGGCAUGUGCGCACACGUCUCUGUGUGUGUGUGUGACAGGAGGAGGCAGCAACAGCAGUGUAAUGGACAUGCAGGAAAAUGUGCUUGCUCAGGCAACUGUUCCUAAAACUGCCUAGAAAAGAGUAGUGUUUGACGUGGAGAAAGUGAAGGGAGAAUAACAACACUAACUUGAUGAUGCACUUACAUGUUAGGUAUAUUGAGGUUCUUGUUACAUUAUUUUGUGAAGACUAUGGGGGUUUAGGGCUGAAAUAUAUAUAUAUAUAUAUAUAUUUGCGUAUAUGCUGAGAAAUUUUACGCUAAAAUUUAGAAUUGUCUGCUGGGGGGUGUGGAGGGAGGGAGGGAAGAUUUGUCUGCAGGUCAGGCUAGUGGUUUCACUAUGGCUAUUACAGCCAUUCAAUCUAUGGCAGACCAGUGGGAGAUAGAGAAAAGAAGUGGAGUAGGAGUUUGAGCCUCUCUGACUCCAGGGUUGGUUUCCCAAACUUGGACAAAAGAUGCUGGUUUGCACAGAAAUAAGAAGGAUUUGAGGAAAGAGGAACAGGGUUGGUUCGUUAGCUGUGAGCUGCUCACUAGUUCUGACAUUCUUCAAGGGUGGGAGCAGUAUAUAGUAUGGGUUUGUCUAUCUGCAAGUAUAUACAAUAACUUUAUACUUGAAAUGUCUAUGAAGAAAGUAUCCUUUGAGGUGUCUGGAGAACAAACACAGUAGAACAGAGCUUAAAAGUAGGGAAAGGUGGGGAGUUUUUUCACUGUCACUUCAGGGGACACCAAACCCAUUUUGGGAUGUCCUUUCAGCAAGGACGGGAGAGAAAGAAGGAGCUUAAUCCUUCUGCUCUCUCUACACUUGGCCAGCAGGUUGGACGAAAAAGAAUAGGGUGCCCUCUGCCAAUGGUGGAAAGGAAAAAAGAAAUGCCAUAGAAGGGUGAGUCUGGUGGUGCUGGUGGUGCUGGUGGACUGUUUCAAUGCCUCCUUGCACAUGUGAAAAUGGGAGGAGGGUGUAUGCACCCAUGGGAAAUACAUGUGUAUAUUGAAUGUACAGAGGAAGUACACAGCUUGUCUUCCUGGGAAGGGAUGUGCUUGAAUAAAUGCCAGAGAGCACAGAAACUUGUGCUGAAGACUGAAGAUGUACAAAGCUGAGAUGUGCGUGUACGUGUGUGUGUGCCUCUGUGUGAAAGAGAGAGAUACUAGCACAGGUGUAAAGCUGGAAUAGCCUAGGGUUUCCCAUCCCUGCAGUUGUAGUGACAGCUUUCCUGGUGCACUUAGUAUCAAUAAGAGUGUUUUUUCUUUUCAUUGUAUCAUUUUAGAUGCAAGCUAAACUAAAGGAAAAGGAGCAAUGGUAGGAAUGAGAAGCUGAACACACCUUUCAUAUGUCAUCUAUCUCCAGAGGUGGGGGUGUGGACCGACCUCUCCCAUCCUGAGAGAUAUGGCAAAGUCUCUAUGGCUUAUUCUGGGUCUGUCCCAGUGUCUCAAUCACCAUGGCUCACCAGGUGAAGGGUUGAGAGAGUCCUGUGCUGAGGGCAUGGGGACACUGCAGAGGAUUGACUCUGAAGGGAGAUGGCAGCCCUGUCUUUAUGAGCCACAUUUCUUGAGCUGCAAGCCACCUCUCUCACAUUCCUCACCACACCAUGGUUGAUUUUAUCUUAUUGUUCUCUUUUUAAGCCAACAGAAGGCCUUUUAUUUAUUUACCUAUUUAUUUUAUUUAUUUUUUAAGCUGAGGCAGGGGGGAGGGUGGGAUUUUCCUGUAAAGUCAAAGUGGUGAGGAGAGGGUGGGCAGGGUUGGUGAGGGGAAUAUUUUCUUAUAUUUCACAGAGGAAAUUAAGGAGAAAAGAGGGGGAGAGUCUUUGUGAUGCCACCCCCUAGUCUCUGGGGUAAGGGCACUUCUUAGUCUUUCCCUCUUCUCUCAUUACAAGAACAAAAAGGAAAAGAGUAAAAAAAGAAACCAAACAAAUUAACAGAGCGAUCUGCAAUCCAGAACACACGGCAGCUUGUCAGAACACCUCUGAUAGCGGCCACCAAGAAGGCGUUCCUUUCUUUUGUAAAUAUUUCUUUUUUAUUGCGUUUUUGUAUAAAUUGGUGUUUCUCUUCUCGUGAAUAUUCAGGUCGUGGGGUGGGAGGGAGGGGAAGUUUGUUUCCGUUCUGUUUGUUUUCUAUGACUUUUCAGGCUGCAUUUUUGGAAGCGGUUUACGCAGGUCGAGGCCGUAUGAAUGAGGAAAAAAAAAAAGAGAGAGAGAGAGAGAGAAACCCAUGUGUGUUGUGUUCCCCUGAGGCCCCUUGUAUUGCCCUGUCACCUUUAUCUUCAUGAAUGGAAGACGCCGGAACGUCACUUCAAGCCUUGCCAGCAGGGUUUCAUGUUUUGAUGGGAGCACCCCCAAUUCCUUUUUGCAUAUAAACUCUCUGUACCAGCAUCUCUCUGUGGAAUUUGGGCCUCAAGGCACUACACUGUCUUGAUAGUGGUGGGGUGAACCAUCAAGUUGGCCACUCAGGUUGGACCAUCAUUUUGACAUUAAGAGACUUCUCCAAUGCUACUUUGGUUUAGAAUCUUGGACCUGGGAAAGCUCGUGAUAAUUUCUGGUAUUUCCUAAGGGCUUGGGGUUGGGAAGCUUGACAGCUGACGAGGGCAGCUAAUGUCUUUGGUGGUUAUCUCGGUACUUUUCCGUCCCUCCCCACCUGGAACGAGGAAACCUGGAGGGUGGCUCUGCAGGGAAAUUAAGCUGAAAACAAACCAAAAAGAAGUUAAUGGAACUUUUUUCAAAUCUCUUCUUAAAGGUUCUGAUUUUUGUGUUCCGGGUUGAAAGUUGGUUCGUAUUUUCUCCGAACUGGUCUGUCCCUUGUUCCGCUGAUCGGCAAAUGAUAGUUUGCCAAAAUCAUUAUCUAGUAUUCUUACUGUUGUAGCACUGUUAACACUCUGAGUGCUCUGCAAAUAUUAACUGUGCCACAAACCACUCAAAUGAAUGCUCUAGGGCAACCAGAAAAGAAGAACUGGAAAUUCUGGACUGAACCACUGGUCUAACCACAGGAGUCUGGUAUUUUGCCUUCUCCCAUAACAUAUUAGGCCACGUGUCCAUCAGGUUAAUCCUUUCUCCUAUAAGUGAUCUUUUCUGGUUGCUUUGUUUAUUUUAGUUCUGACAGGUCAACAAGUUUUUGGGACAGAGAUGAAGGGGAAGGGGUGGGAGGGGGGAGGGUAUAAUUCAUAAUCAAGAAAAUAAAUCAAUGAUGUUAUUAAACUCUGAUUAUAUAUUUAGAAUUUUAGAUUUGGUGUAUUUUCAUUGUAAGUAUUCAAGUGAAUCAAACAGGUAAUAUUAGCAGCAGGUGUUGUCUAUACUAGAAAACCACCCAUGUGCUGUUUAUUACCUGUCCAGAAAAGAAUGGGAUUUCAUACCAGAGCCUGACAAAACUCCACAUCCCCUGCCUUACCAUUUCUCUCUCUCUGCUGUAGAAACACCAGUAUUUUCUGGGGCAGUGGCUGGGAACAUUUCCUCUCUCUGAACUUUUCUGCACACAAGAAUACUGAGCAAAAACCAUUGUGUCCUCUACAGUUGGUGACCUCUACUGAUUAUUUGCAGACAGCCUCCCAGGAAAGAUUAGGCACCUUUGGCAGUGUUUCUGACAUUUACCUCCUCACUUCUAGCCAGAGGCAUGGCUCUCUGAGAGGUAUUUUCAUGAGCCAUGUUCUUCUGAAGUGGUACUGGAGUGUAUAUACUCAGCUGAAGGAGGAUGUCUAUGAAAGAGAUGGAGGAAAUAUGCAAAAAAUAUCAGAAAUGUGCCAUACACAGUAGAAAGCAGCUGGCAGGUAGAACUUGCAGCCAUGGAUCUCCACAUCAUAAAACUUGUUGGAGUAUUCACACCGGCUUUUUACUGUAGUGCAGCACAACACAGGCUGGUGUUCUCUGUCUCCCCAUCAUGCCUCCCAGUGAGGGCAGUAUCAGAGCUUGCAAUGUCACAUCCUAAGCAGGCAAGAAAAGCUGCAGUCAGAACUCGUUGUCAGUUGAGACGAUGAAGCACACCGUCCCCACCUCAACAACAGCAACAACAAAAAAUCCCAUUCUCUCUGAAAUCCAGCAUGCAUUGUCAGAACUCUCCAGGUGAGAACCCCAGUGGGUUCAAAAUGCUCAGCAAUAUCAAAGUAUGAACUUUGCCUGUAGGGAACUGGUACUUCAAUUUCCAGCAUACUGGGGGAGGAAGCUUACUUUUGACUUUGCAAAGGAUUCGAUGAAGGGGUUAAAAGUUGCCAGGAUGGGCCUCUUCUUCAGCAAUGUCUGCUGAUGUUGAGCUCCUCACUCCGAGAAGACACUAUCAUCCAUCUUGAAUAGUGCCCCUUUGUACAUUCAGAUCAGGGUGUUGCUCACAGCAAAAUUGCCAGCAAAAGAGAGAGGGGGAGAUAAAGGAUGAAUAUGAUGGUGGUGACAGGUUGGAGUGAUCAGAGAUACCUCAGGGAUCUUCAUAGACAAGUCUUUGCUUUAGAGCUUUCUAUCAAAUAUGGCAUAUCCUCCCACCUCCAUUGCUUAUCAACAGAUGGAAGCAAGCCUGGGAACACAGCCAAUGAUCAGACUUAGGCCUUUCACACAUCCUCCACUCCAGUCAAGCAACCUUUGAUGAGCCCUUCUCUUGGAGAAGGGUGGGAGGUUGCACUUCCCCACACAUUUUUGGUUGCCAAAAAGAAAGAGAAAAUGGAAGCAGAUAAAGAUCAGGAGUGUUGAUGAAAGGACUUUGUGCUGACCCUCUGUGCCCUUGCUCUGUGGAAUUACACUUCACCCUUUCUUCUUUAUCCAAGCUGGCAAAGGGUAGGGGCCAGUUAUGCUUCCUUUCUGUGGCACAGGCCUGGUUGCCACAGGAGUCUCUGGGAGCUGUGUGUGAGAAAGGAACCAAAUUGCUGGCAACAAAUGGGGACAGACUCCAAGCCAUGAUCCCCAUCUGCACCCACUCUUUCCCAUAAGUGCUUCCCUGCUGCUGAACUCACCUGGCGUGUCCACCUGGAACACACCUACCAUGCUGCUGGAUGCUGCAGGUAGUUACAUUGAGAUAGUAACUAGUGGGACCUGAUUGUUGUCCCCACAAGGGCUUAUUUUCAAUUUGCAGCCAAAUAGAUUUCCAAGCCAUAGACCCUCGCUGCAUUUACCUACACUUCCCUGUGGCUUCCUCUCUCCUCCCCCAUCAAAGGCAAACUGGGGUGCCGAGUGUCUCACUGGCAAUAUGAACACUAUUGCUUCAUCUUCUUCAUGGGCCCUCUGGACCUCCCUGGGGCUGACUGCAGACAAACCUGGGUGUCUGUCACUAGAACAGCAGCAACAAAAACCACUUUGCAAUUGACUUUCAAUUUUUUUCUCUGUUUCUUGAGAAUUCCCCAAAUUCCUCUCCUAACCAUGCCAUUUGAGUGAAUUCUGGCACCCUUCUGCCAUUGCUGACAACAAAACUGACACAGCAUAAACUUGCUUGUGUAUAGAAAAAGGCAUUGAAACCAUAUUGCAGAGAGCAGGACUUAUGUCCACCGAUGUUAAGGGUACAGUCCCCUGAGUGAUGAGGUAAAGAAGGAUCUCUGUGAGGUGUUAGUAGUUCAGAUCUCUUAACCUGCUGGCUUCCUGACAUUAAAGGUUCACAGCAAGUACUGGUAUACACUCCAACAGGUCAGAAAAUAAUUCCAUGCUGUUGAACAGGGGUUCCUCUGGGCACGCACACACAUACAAGACAUACUGGGGAAGUGAGACAUACAUGAACAGACCUGAGACAGCAGGAAACUGUGAGGUUUGUGUGCCUGUAUGCACACACACACACACACACACACACACACACACACACACACACGACACAGAGUACAUUGCAUUAUACUUAAUGACUCUGUCCCACAACACAUUUUUGCCAAGUAGGAACAGCGUGACCUUUCCUAAUAUUCUGCUGGUAGUUAUUUAAUUUAUGUAUUCACUUUGUGACUUUUACAUCAUCUGCUUUCUUGACUGCAGCAUUACUGUGUAAAUACAUGUGUAUAUAUGUACAGAAACUAGCUCAAGCAAUUAUAUUCAGGUUGGGAAAAGGGUGGGUUUUAUAUCUGUACAGUAUUUCCUUAUUAAAUAAUGGCAUGGGGGGGUUGGGAAAGUUAACUUCUAAAUUGUGGUUUUAUUGGUCUGUGGUGUUUGAAGUUGUUUCAGUGGUUGCUUUUGCUGGUUUGGAAAGUUUAUCUGGAUGUUAUAUGUGUGUGCCAAGAAAGGGUCCCCAGAGAGGGGAGGUUUGGGAUUGGUAAGGGGUGGUGGGUAGCAGAGGGUGUUAAUAAUUUCCUGUAAUAAAAGCCGUGUCGAUUGCUAGGGACUGUUUGUGUGAGGCACAAGGCUGUUUCCUUCUCUGUGUGCUUUGCUCUUUGAUUACUUCCUCUUCCCUGGUCCCCAUUGUCUUCUCCCUGGGAUGUCAGCAGGGUGCAUUUGUUACUGUGGAUUACAGGGACCUCCCUAUGGGUCUUCCUCUCCUGGCCAACCCUUCCUUCUCCCUCUUUUUGUCGUCUUUCCAGUACCAGUGAAAGGGGAGGACCAUGGUGUCAGACCCUCUGUGCCAUUCUUGACCACUUUAUUUCCUCUGCUCUUUGUCCUUUCUUUUAGCAGAACCUCAUUUUCAGGUGUUUUGAUCUCUCCAGCAGCUUACUGCUUCAACUCUCUGGCCUCUUAUCUACUUUCCCAUCUUACACCAAUUCUUCAAUUUCAUCUCAGUGCCUCUUCCCUCAGAAUUACUUAUGUUGGCUGUUUUCCCGCUCUCCUUCUCUUAUUACUCCCUUGUUGCUCUGUUGUCUUCAUCAGCCUGUGCAAUGCUGUGCAGCAGAUGAGUGAAGGGCAGGCAUCCACUUCUUCUCUCCUGGAAAAUUCUAGCCAUGACCAGGUUUUUAAAAGAUGAUAUUUUGUUGCUAUUUUUGACUUCUCUGUCAUGUUUAUUGAGGUAGUGUUCUACUCUUGAACACUCAAGAAAUCAUCAGUAUGGCAAAUUUGCCCAUGCAAGGGAGCAGUGAAAUUGUAUUUCCUGAGAAAGCCCGGAGAAAGAACCUAAUUUCUGUCCUUGAUGGCUGACUGAUAAAUUUAUAUCAGGGAGAGAGUUUUUAUCCACUCCAGGUUGACCCAUAUCAGGAUCAGUACAGUUUCUUUGCUUUUACUCUAUGUGAAUAAAGCAAGGCUGCUGGAGAGAAGUAUGCUAUCUUUUGAAAGCACAGGACACUUCCUUUAUUGCCUAGAGGCUUCUAAAGGCCUAUGUGAAGUUCUGCUGUGUUGCAGACCUGGGAGUGAACCCCUGGUAGUCUUUGGUCCCUUUCUGUCUGACAAGUCACUAUAAACAGGUACUUGGCAUUAUCUGCUAGGGUUGGUGGUCUGAUGUCAUAGCAGUAAGAAGAGUGGUAGGAUGGUGAAUAAGCAUGGAGAGAGCCAAUGUGAGACUGGUAGAGGCUUUAGGCAGAUGCCAAGACAUGUCUUUCCUUCCCUUUUUGACACUUUGUGUUGUUCCUUAUUGAACGUCCAUCAAUCCACCAUCCUCAAUGUCCCUGGCACUGGCUGCUUAUCCCUGAAGACACCAAGGUCUGCUGGCCACAGCCUGAGAAAGGGCCAGUCAGUCUCUGUGUGUGUAGUGCAGUUGUCUGGGAGUACAUGGGCAGUGCAGGGAGCAAUGCAAAGGAUCAGCAUGGCCAGAGGUUAUUCAGAGCAGCAACCUUCUCCUAGCUGCAGCUAACUCUUGCUCAACCUGCCAUUCCAUUGCAGGCCUGUGUUUCUGAUUUCUGGGUGAGAAAAACCACCACAGCCACCUGGGAAUGGAUCUCUGCUCCCAGGUGGGAGUAGGGCAGUCAGGCUUCUGAUGUACCCUUGCUAUGAUGUUGGCAAAACUGUCCCAGCAUGGUCCAUGGAGGUCUGUGUGCUGGUGAAUACAUGGCUACAAAUACCUGUAAGGCUGGGAGGAGGUAUAUGUUUGCACAUUUGAGUGACUCCUGGCAGAACUCUAAACAUAAAUGGAGUUGGAAAUGCUGGCCCAUUUAAUGCUACUGCAAUUAUGCAGGUAGGUAUCUCCUUGGGAGAACAUCCCAUAGAUUAAUUUAUGGCAAAAUAGUGAGUUACCUUUCUGAACAUCACAAGGGCCUUUGCUGUGUUUCCUUUGCUUAUUCAGUGUGCCAGAAGUACAGCAUAAAGGCAACAUUUGCAGGGUGUCCAGAGAGAAUGCAUCUAUUGCAUGAGACUUCUCUCUAGGUCCUUGGGCACUUGGCUGGUAAGUCCCAUGUCAACCAGAAAAAGGUGAUACCUGUCCCUGAACAGACAAAAAUCAGUCAAGGGGAUAAGAUUCAAGUUUUGUACUUUCUCCCUCUACUUCCCUUCCAGGCCUUGGAGCCAGAUCCAUCUUCACGGGCAGCUAAACUCCUGUGAAAUUCAAGGAGCUUUCAGAAGAGCUACUUAGGGGUUUAGAUGCCUGGAAUGGCUUUUUUGGAUUCUCUUCCUCGCGUGGGCCACUUCCCACAGUGUAUUUUGCCAGGAUUCAUCUCCCAGGAACCUACCAUGCUUGAACAUAGCUUAGAGGGGUUCCCUCUGCUUGGGAUCCCCUUGUGUAUGUUGCAUGCCUGUUGCUACUUGUCCGUAUUUCUUGCACGUGUCUGUCGUGGGGGGCAGGGGUGGGUUCAUGUUGGUAUGUGUAUUUAUGCAGCCUGCACACAUUUGUAUGUGUGGUGCCACUGUGCUUAGGUGUUUGUACGCAUGUGUUUGAGCUGAGACAAAAGCGAUGGGAGCUGUGUGCUGCUAAAGCCAGGGGAUGGUAGGUACCUGCAGGUAAAUUGGCAACCCUCUUGCUCCUUCCUGGUACACCCUGGCGUGGCUGCUUUCUUUGGAUUCCAGGGGACCAGAUCUGAAUCAGUGAUGAGGCUGGGAUGCAGACCCCUGUAGAGGGUUUGACUGCAGCAUCAGAAACCCAUUCCAUAUGUUCAUUCACUUCUGUGCUUCAUCUACUGUGCUGCAUUUCCAAACCAUUGUGCCACACUCAUUACCUACUUUGGCCUUAACUGGUAGGUGGAGCAGAAAGACAAUCACACCCUGACCAGUAAGGUCUUUUGGGAGAGGUCUGGUCAACCUGAUCUGUGACUGUAACAAGAGACUCCCUUGCUAUUCAUUUUGCUGGCUCCUUGGGCGAUGCAAGCACUGAAAUUCCACUUGCGAGAAAACACUAGCCUGUCCUUUCUUGCUCUUGUGUCAGAUAGACACACAAAAAAACUGAGCUGAGGUGAACUGGUCUCCCAUCCCAUUACCUGGAAGAACAUCACUUUUGCUGCUUGGAGCUGAGGAGGGAGCUUGCAAAUCCUACACUCUGAAGGGUUUCCAUUUCUCCAGAGGAGAUGGUGAAAAGGGAGAGUAGAAGGAAGUAAACUUUCUGCAGCCAUUUGCCAUCCCAUUCAUUUCCAGGAGAGAUCACGAGACUGCUAGCACCAGAGAGGAUGACCUUCUGGGAGGGCCCUGGCAGCAACUGGCACAGCACUUUAACUGGCCAACUGCUGAACAAGACACUGCUGUCCUCUGUCAGCAGCCAGAAAAGACAAUCAGGACCCAAUGAAGAGAUGCCAUGAUUAGUCAGAAAAGGAAGGAGCAACAUUUAGGGGCUCGGGCACUCAUCAUUUAGCCUAUCUUAAGUCUGCUUAGCCAGCCCUUUAGUGCUGGUGUCACUGGGCCUCUUUGAUGGUUUAUUUUUCUUCAUAUAUAUGAAAUGUAAGAGAAUAAUCUGUGGUCUCCAAUGACUCAUUCUGUCAGACCACUUCCAUCCACUUCCUCUGCUUUCUUCCAUGUCUAGCUGCUCUUUCCUCUCCAUCAAAUUGUAUCCUGUGCUCUGCCAGGUUUGUCUUUUAUGGAAGAGAAGAUAUAUGUGUGUGAAUGCUUGUACAUGUGCGUGUGUGUAUUUUAGAUAUUAUUGCUAUUAUCAACAUGCUAUACACCUAAAAACUCCUAGCAAGCUGGAGCCUUCAAGAGGUGCUGUAGGAAAUGACCUUCCCACUGGACAGCAGUCAGUGUGGAGGUUAGCACAGAAAGCUGCUAGCUUUGGAGGCCUCUGCCAGUCUGGUUGCUUUUCCUAUCUUUGGAGCAGGCUGUCUCUCACCUGAGGUCAGAAACACAGCAAACUGCUCUUUUUAGCUUUGCAUUUUCAAAAUUUCUAACAUUGAGUGGGGGGGGAGGGGGGAGGUUUAUUGUUUAGCUGUUGAUUUAUUUUGUAUGUUUGUUUGUUUGUUUGUUUGUUUACACAGUCCUUUUAGUGGGCGCAGGGAGGUGUUUUCAGCAAUACAACUUUCCGAGACCUCAGUUCUGUGCGGUUAUUGUUUGUAUGGUUCAGCUGUAUUUGGGGUCUUUCCUUUGUACGUUUUUCCUGAAUGGCAGGGCUAUCUUGAAACGUCUCUUUGCCAGUGACCAAAGCACCAUCUGUAAUUGGAGGUGAGGCCUGGUAUAUAGUGGAGGCAGCAGCCUUUCGGGAAGUAGCUUUUCACUGACUUCCCUGUGGAGUCACAGAAGACAAAAUAUUUAAUUGUUGCACAAGUGGGCUUUGGAGAUUUUUGUUGUAGUUGUGGGGUUUUUUUUGGUGGUUUUUUUUGGUACUCCCUCUCUUUCCUUCCUUUUAAAAUGUCUCUUUUCUUCCCUUAAAAAAUGUUAAAAUGUUUCUCCAGUGAGCUUUGGCCAUUGCACCAAAGGCUGUUGCAAGGCAGGGAGCCUGUCUGACCCUUGGGUCCUGCCCUCCUGAAGCCGUGCAAGAUUUCCAGGUGAGGAUGGAAUUGGCAGUUUCCAUGGCCAUUCUUUGGACAAGACCCCUGCAGCAGAGGGGUCUGACCCAAAGGGAAUGGUCACCCACUGCUGAUCAUCCUCUAGUCUGCGUGGGCUGUGGAUCAGGCUGGAGGGCAGGCAGGGGAAGAUGGCUCACUGACCCUUGCACAGUCCUUCCCACACUGGAGCAGGAGCCAGGCACGUAGAUCUGCAACAGGGACAAAUGAAUGACCCUGAAUGGGCCACAGGUCUUCAGCCUUGUCUCUCCUGACCUGUUUGCAAGUGGGUUGGAAUGACUCUGAACUUGGACAACAUCAUUCAAGGCUGAGCAGAGUCUCACAAACCAUGAAGUAUGAAUUAGAGGUGGUGCAUGGGCAGCUGGCCAGCUCUCAAUAUCAUGACACCUAAGGGAAAACCCAGCACCUUCAUCCUUUGGCACUUGGAAGUGGCUGAGGACAGCAGUGGAGGACUGUUGUGUCUACUAGGGUUGGGGCAGGUAGCGUCUCUAGACCUGUCACAGGUCAACUUCAGCUGUAUUUGCUUUCUAACUAAUGUGCAUUUACUUUGGAGAGCACCUUUGGUAAGCUCAGUCUAUCAACCAAAAGAAAAAGAAAUACUCACCUCUAGUCUAAGUCUUCUACUGCCCAACACUGCUACCUCCUCUUCUCUUGAGCUGUUGGUACCUUGUGGUGAACCUGGCCACCCAUCAGGCUGUUGAACACAGCAGAUAUAUCCUGUCCGCUUCUGAGACCAUCUCUGCCUAAAUUUUGCCUCCUCUUCGCACCCUUUAUGCAUGCAUAUGUGUGUGCACAUGCACACACACACACACACACACACACAUGCCCACCUCCAGCCACUUCACUGGUGAAAAUCAGAGCCACAGAGACAUGAGUGCCAAAUGACUUUUUAUUUCUCAAGUAAAUGAUAUAAAAAGUUUUGUUAUUUUUCUUUUUUUUUUACAUAUGCAAAUGUAAAAGGGAACCGACAGUGAAUUGGUGGUGGUGAGAGGAAAUGGGAUGUUUUGUAACCCUAGCUGCAGUUAAAAAAAAAAAAGAAAUAAAAAUACAUUAAAAAUAUUUAAAAAACACAAAAAGGAAAAAAAAACUUGAACUAUUUUGGAAAUAUUGUGAAUAAUUUUUUGAUAUAAAAACUAAUUUUUAUGUAGCAUGAAAACCACCAAAAUAAAAUGAUCAAGAAUAAAAGCUGUGCAAAGGGUGUUUUUGUUUAGUUACUGAGGGAAAAGAAGGAAGAGAGAAGCAGUGGUGUAUGAGAGAGAGAUACUGCAGUCAUGGCUUUUACAGUGAGAUUCACAAUACAUAAUGUUUUUCUUCAGUCUUGGUAUUCAAUCUUGGUAGCUGGAAUCUUGUGAUUAUGUAAAAAAAAGAAGGAAAAACCACAACUCAUUCUAUAUGAAAAGAUUUUUUUAUCUGUUAUUGCUGGGAAGAAAACCUUGAAAAUAAGAACAGAAUGAAUCCCAAGGACUCAAAAAACCAAAAGGCAAAUUGAAAAUGGCCAUGAAUUGCUUUUGAGUGUGGCAUUCAUCAUGAUUUUUUCUUCUUGAUUUAAGAUUGUUGAGUAGUUGAGGUAUCAGUAGUGGGAGGCAGGUACAAGGGAGGUAAGACAUUAACGAAGGACUGAACAAAUUCUUUUUUUUAUUUGUAAUGUGAAUUAUGGGAGUUAAAGCAGGGGCUCUUCACAUUUCCUUCUGCGUAAAAGAAUAAGGUAGUGUCCUUUUGCUGGAUAUAUUGGUGCCAUUCUUCCCUCUUAAAAAAAAUUUUACUCCUCCCUCCGGUUUACUAAAGGAAGCAGACUGCCUCUGCAAAUUCCAGACAAAACAGUGUGUCGUCUCAGCAUUCCAGACCCUCUUAGAAAUGAGGGCUGUGCUUCUCUGCUCCCCUGAAGGUGGUGAGGUAUCAGUGCUCCUUAUCUCCUCUGAAGGCUCUGAUUCCAGGUGCUGGAGCACUACAUUGCCUUUGAGCAGGUGCUAGCACCCACCCCACCCUGCUGUGGAUCAAGGUGGCUCCUCAGCACAGGCUGUGAGUCCUUCUUGCCCGGAAGAGAGGAGAUGCUGGUUUUUGGAAUGGUCAAGGAAAGUUGGUAGGUUGCUCUGUUCAUUCUGUCCUGAAGGUUUUCCACAUGCCUGAGUGAAUCAGAUCUGCAAAUGAAUUUCAGCUUCACUCCCUCAUGCCCCCAUCUCCCACACAAUCACUAAAACAUUGCCCCACCAACAAGCAGGGACCUUCUCUGAUGCUCCUGUCCUUUUUGUCUGGAUGUCUUCUACACUGUAGACUGGAAGAUAACAGGGAAAUAGUGUACCGUAUAGCUUAAAAUAAGCUAUGAAAUAAAUUGUGUUCAGCACUGACUGAGAAGUCUGAAAAAAAGUGAAGUCUCAGUAUCAACCUAGGCCACACCUCUAGCAGUGUGCUAGGAAAAAGAAUCCUGGAUAGAAAUCUUGUCUUGUGCUCAAGUCAAUAUAGACUUGGGUGAAGUAGAUAAGGAGGACCUGAAGGCAAUGAUGGUGUCGACCAGCUAGACUGGUGGGUUCUUGAGUUCUGAGCCAGGUAUGAAAGAGGAUCCAUGGGAACAUUGCCUCUUGGUGGAAAAAAGAGGGGGACAGUCCUAUUAUCAUAAAAAAGACCAAAUCCUGAAGCAUCUUCUUGGCCUCUGUGGGUCCUAGUUAGCCUGUUUCUCCCUGUUGCCAAUCCCUAUGCCAUGCACUAUCUGUAAUUGCUUUUUGACUCCUACAGGGAAGAAGAGACUUUGCUUUAUUAAGCUUUUCUCAUUAUUAGUUACAAAUCUAGGCUGUUCCUCCAGUGAGUAUCUGGCUAUUUACCAUUCUUCCCACUUCUUCUGUCUGCUAAUCCCAUCCUUUUUGCCCUUGUGACCUCCCGCACCUGCAUGUUAAGAAAAAGGGCCCUUUAUGGGAAACUCCUUUGUGUCCUUCAGUGAUUUAUGAGGGCAGAGAAGUCAUUACACACAAGUUAGGAGUAUUGCUUAUCUUACUUUGCUCAAGUACCUUGUAGAUUCCACCUGCUUUCUUACAAAGAAUACGGUAUCUUCUACCUGUGACCAUUUUGCUCUAGCUCUGCAUGUGUUACUGGUGGACCCAUCCAGUGGACCAGAGUUAAAGCAGACAUUUGGAGAAUGCUCUGAAGAUUCAGAUUUCCAAGCAUAAUGUCUCAGACUCUGGAGCCAGGGCUGUGGCAACGUGGUUUGCUGGAAAUUGAGCCAAGGGCCAUUCUACUCCAGCCUGUGUGCUUGCUCACCUUCCCUUCACUGGAAUGAAGCAGGAGGCUCACCUUCCCUUAGACCCACAGGGCCUAAUGACAAAGUGAAACAGCUUUCAUUCUUCUCACCUUGUCUCUGCACCAAACUGCUCAGAUAUCAGGUCUUUCAGGUAGACAUUCAAGCAUGCCAGAGGGAGGACAGAACUCCUGCCAGUCCAUAAGUACAGCAAAGGCAGGAGUCUGGAGGUCUGGAGCACAUAAGCCUUGAAUACUCUUGAAAUGUCUCUGUUAAUGAGCGCUGCUGGGUUUGUUUGCCCUCACAGAUUAUUUGUGUCACCACCAGAAACCAAGAUUGUGUCAGCAAAAACCAGAUAUUCAAUGUGUCUUUUUGACAUUUGAACAAGGGAUUAGGAUUGCAGUUACACAAAAGGCAUCUCCAAAGGGGUAUUUCCCAUACCUGGGGAAGAUUAUCAGAUGUUAUUUACUCAUUGAAGCAAACAAUUAGGCUUCUCUUAGGCCUUUCACACGCAAGGACUUUUCCAUGUAAUGAAGGCACUUCCCCAGGUUCUGGUCCUUUCCUGCACAGAGAUACUCCUUUUUCAGCUCUGGAGCCUGAACCUUGCUGUGCUAAGAUACAGGUAAAAGCACACUAUUUGGAAUGAAGAGGAGCUAGUUGUAAUGAACCAGACACUUCUUCUAGCUUUGCAGCUCCACAUUACUUAGGAACUAACUGUUCAGGUGUUCUUCCUCCUCAAGCCACUUCAGGGCUCUCUCUCUGUGCUGCAGCGGCGACUGAAUUUGCUGUCCCUGCUGACCUUCCCCAUUUUACAUGCAGGGUGUGAGGGCUUCGUGGCUGCUUUCUUAUCUGAGGCAUUCAAUUAAAACUGGAGCAGCAUGAUGCUUUGGAGCUGUCUCUGUGGCCCUUUGAUUAGCUGUCCUUGCUGGGGAGGCAGGACACCAAGGAGCCCUGCCAGCUGCAAGGUGAAGCUUUGGGCAGGUGCUUGUCCUUUGGCAGCGGACGCGCACUGGAAUGCUGAGUGACUUACACCGUGUGCUCACCACUCCUUCAAGGCUGCGGUGUAGACUCACAUCAAAGCAGAAAAGAAGGAAUUGGCUUAUUCCUUCUCUAUUUCCUCAGCUCCCAAGGGAAAAUUUCCUGGAAAGGAGAAAGGGAAGGUUUAUCCCUCACUUGGAAACUCUGGCUGUUGUCACUCUGCACACAGCAGUGGUACAAUAAGGCAGAUCUUUGACUGGUGCUCAAACACAGCCUCUGGGCAUGUUUCUACUUGGGUUUUUUUGAGGGAAUAGACUAGUUCCUGCCACGGAGGGCAGGGUCAAUUUCUCCACCCCUUUGGUCUCAAGGGAUGAGCCCUGAGUCCAAAGUCUCAAUCACUUAGCACUUGCUAGGCUCUGUUCAAGUUCCCCAUGUACACAUCCUGGACCUAGAGCACCCCAGGCAACCCCAGAUGUGAGCCAUCAGCACUGCAUGUUGGGAAAAAAUAAACAGUUUGCAUGUUUGCAUCACAUAGGCAAGGAUUUUUAAAAACAUACAAGAAAUUUCUUAAACCCCAUCUUAUUGAAAGCCAAUAGUGCUUAGAUGCUCAGAUGCCUUUAGAAAUUUCCAUUACAGAAGCUAGAAAUGUUUAUUCUUUUUAAAAAUCUCUUCAUGAAGGGGCUGGAGUAUUUAAUACUGAGGUAAAUUAAUUGAGUUCUCCUGAGCCUAAAAUACUGUGAUAUUAAUCUCAACCACCAACUAAUCCUGGAGGAUGCCCUGGGUUGAGCUGAGGAUAUGAAGAUCCCUGGAGAAGAUGCAAAAGUUCCCUCCUCAGUAGCUCCUGUCACUGAGGGGGAAGUAGGUAGCAUGUGGGGCAGGAUUUCAUCAGAAAGGUAUGCUUGUGGAUGCACAUUGAAUGCAAGCAGUAACUGGUGGCUUCAGGGGUAAUUUUGUGUUGAUCAAAAUAACUCCACCUCUCCUAACAACACUAUUGCUAUGGAGUUGGACCGUGUCAGUAGCAGUCAUUAAUUUGGGAAGCAGCAAGUAAAGUGAAAUGCUGUGCCAGCAGGGUGAAGCCCUGACAUAAAAUUGAUCAAAACAUUUAGGUCCUUUUUCCAGACAAGAUUUGUCCAUUUGAUGCUUCACUCUGCCACAGUCCUUACUUCAAAGAGUUUGCAAUUUUGAUGCUAAACUAAAAUACGUUAAUAUUAGCAUUUACAUUAACAAGUAAAUUGACAGAUGCCAUAGUUUACAUAUAUUAUGCAAAUAUCCGGAAAUCUUGCAUGCAUUUGCAUCUAAUUUUCUUGAGGUUAAAUGAGACAUACAUUUUAUAGGGGAAAUAAUUGAGGCAUCCAGGCGCGAUAAACCAGGUGACUUGGUAUGACUUGUAUGAACAGGGAUAAAGACUAGGAGCAGAGGAAAAGGACAUCUGACAUUUUCAUUUGGAAAAGUAUUAUGUUCACGAUUGCUAUUUGGAGAAAGCAUUGUAGCAACUUCCAGGGAUGCAGUCAGCAAUAGUGCAGGAAUUUUGUGCUGGGAGCCUUGAUUUGGGAUGUGGACAGGCCUCAACCUGAAAGGCAGAGCCAGUCAGGGCCUCAGCCCUGUUGGGGUUUUUUUUGGUUUUUUUUUUGUUUUCAAGAUCUGAAAGAGUUACACUCAUCUCUUUGCAGCAUGGUGCACACAUCACACAGCUGAGAUUCCCCCAUGCUCUAAGGUGAUUAGGUUUUCCUACACAGGCAGGGGAGCAGUGAGAGGUGAAUCUGGGAUCCACUCAGGAGCAAGCCACAAGACCCCAGAGUCUCCACUUCAGUACCUGGAAGGAUGUUUUCUUCUUCUUACAUUUCUGGAAAUCAUGAAGGGAUGACAGCAUGCCCAGGGUAAUCAACAUCUGCUUCAGGUGAGUUUGGUGAGAAAUCUUGAUAUUCUGGCAGUGCUCUUGUUUUCCAGCUUCAUUUCCCUUCCUCAGUUGGGCAAAGCCUUGAGGAUGCUGUAACUUAUCCCAGCCCCGGACAAAGAGAACCUGAACCAUAAAUUGUGAUUGCUCUGUGCAUUUUCAAUUAGCUCUACUUUUACAGAUAGCAUGGGAAAGUGCAUGUAUGGACCUAAUCCAGAGAGGUGCUGAACUGUAAAUGCUCUCUGAGGAUGUGUGCAGUGCACGGGGCUCAGCCUCUGCUGCCAGCUUGACCUAAUUUCUGUCAGCUGAAACUCUGCUAAGAUUCAAAAUACAACUCAUUUCCCUUCUUUGGAAACUUGCACAUCAAGGUCUUACUGUACUCCUCACAAGUAGUCUUGAGCAUCCCUUUGCUGCUUUUGUCAGGCUGCUACAAACUUUCAGCAUUUACAGGGAGACUGUCAAAAUAUUGUAUAGAAAAUAUUUCCCUUUUUUUGGUUCCACCAGUGUGCAGUAACACCUCAGAUUGUGACAUUGGAGAAGCUUCAUCAAGAACCUCUUUGUAUCAUGCAAAGUGCUCAUUCAUCUUGGCAACUCUUCAUGAAUUUCAUCCAAGACAUCCUGGUCUGUUUGAAUAGUGACUGAACUUUCUGGCCAACUAUUUCUUGGGCAUUGCUUUCGAACCUUGAAGGAUGGUUUGAAGUGCAAACAAGCAUGCAAAUGGACAGAGGCUGACCCAACUUCCUUUUGUUUUCAAAAGUCUAGGGUGAUAAAAGCAGCUUUCCUAGGGUUACAGGUUAGCUUAGUUCAAUUUGCAGCCUAAUUAAUUGCUCCAAAAUUGUAGGUCUGUCUUGCCAGAACCCCUUUAAAUUAUGCAUACUCCUACUUACACAGUCACUGCCACUUUUCAAAUAUUCAAGGGAUCCUUACAUUUUGGAUGGUUUACUCUCUCCAGGGAGGAGGCAGUGUUUUAAAAAGAAAUUGCUGACGGAUGAAGUAGAGCUUACAUGACUUGCAGCAAACAGCAAUUUGAGUUCUCAAGAACAUGUUUCUUGGACAUGUAGAUUUUACUCAUUUGCAUUUAAAGGACAUGUGACACAGAACACUGCUUUCUCAUCCGGUAACAUUAUCAUCUAGUGACAUUAACUUAACGGUUAAUGUCAAGUUUUUAUUAACAUUUACAAGCACAUUGGGAGAUUAAUUUGUUUACUUGCAUUAUGCAAAACUGAUUUAAGAUCGUGGUUUGCAUUUACACACAUUUACAUAGUGUUUCCUGAUUAAUACAUUAUAAUACACACAAAUCAUGUGGAAAUUGCAGGCUCACAUCUGCAACAUAAACUUCAUUCUCUGUCGUGUGAAAUUUGACUUAGCUGGCAGACCUUUUCCAGCAGGUUGCAGUUGAAGUCAGAAUAUUGUAAAGAGGGAAGGAAGAAUUGGGAUCCGAGGUGGAUUUUCUGUGAAGCCUUUCCAUAGUGCCUGUUACUUGCCAAAGCCCUGCAGUCAUGAAACAGAAGGAGAGGGUGCCAAGGUUAGCUGGCAGCAGGAUGAGUCUCAUGUAAUGGAACCUGUGGAGCUGGAGUUGGGCUCCUGUGAACACACAGUGACUUUAGACUGGGAGUGAAAUGGGUGAGCAGCAAAAGGAGACGGUGGGAGGGAAAGGGGCAGCAACCAUUGCUGCCAAUCGUGGAUCUGCGUGAAGGGGCUCAGCUGGGUGCAGCAGAGACCCCCGAGGCUCUCCCUCUGCUCCUGGUGCACUUUUGACUGGAGAUGCCCAGGGCUGGCUGGCGUGGGAGGACCAAGGGAGGGUGUGGGGAGAAGGGCACAGACAAACACCGAGCUCCUGCUGUGGGCUGAGACAGGAUCCAGAAAGGCAGCACCCUGUGCUGAACAAAGGGGCAAGGGGACACUGGGGACGCUUCCCCAGGGUGGCAUCUUCCUAAGGGAACGCGCAGUCGAACUCAGGCUUGCCUCACCUCUCCGAGGCCCGAAUCCUACAGUCUCCUCUCCGCCUGUCACAACCUCAUUCUCCUCUCUCCUACACCCUCGCCCUCCUCCGGUUCUUCUUUCUGUAAAUAACUCUUUCCGAUUUUGGACAAGCAGGGAUCAACAGAUUCUGGAGGGGGGUGGGGAAGACACUUGUUUCAGGUUUGUUUUUAUUUUUUCCCUUUCUCUCUUGAAUUUUGGGUGUUUGAACUUGAAAAAAUAAUAUCUAUAAAUAUAAAAAUAUAUGUAUUUAAGCAAAUGGAUUUCAUGGACAGCUAUGAAAGGAGUUAAUUUUUUUCCCCUUUGAUUUCACUUGUUUCUCAUUGGGGUUUGUUUUUUGGGGAAGAGGUUUUUUGUGAACUGUUCAGAUUUCCAGUUAAGCAUUGUUUAAAGGAUGUGGAGAAAAAAAAAAAAGAAAAAAAAAGAAAAAUCAACAAAAAACAUGAAAACCUUUGUGAUGUACAAAACCUGUAAAUAGUCAAAGAUACUUUCUCUUUUCUAACAACAAAUUAUUUCUGUCACUUUAUAUUCAAAAAUAAAGAAAUGUACCACAGAAUAUCAGGGUUAAAAAAAUUGGAACCCA
Messenger RNA from Zonotrichia albicollis (white-throated sparrow), 24759 nucleotides. The record is from RefSeq and is a predicted model, not a curated record. NCBI's taxonomy places the organism in Eukaryota, Metazoa, Chordata, Aves, Passeriformes, Passerellidae.